Messenger RNA from Aphidius gifuensis, 3735 nucleotides. RefSeq lists its product as uncharacterized. The transcript has 4 exons. Lineage: Eukaryota; Metazoa; Arthropoda; Insecta; Hymenoptera; Braconidae. Gene Ontology annotation, molecular function: zinc ion binding. Bases 299 to 3052 code for a protein of 917 amino acids. Gene Ontology annotation, cellular component: nucleus. The record is from RefSeq and is a predicted model, not a curated record.
AGUUCACUUGAUCCACCAUCACGGUCAUAUAGCUUGUAACAACGCGACGCUUUACCGACGCUCGGCGUCGUUUCCUAUUGAUGAACAAAUCGGGGUGUCUCCAAUAAUAAUAUAAUAUACAUGUACAUCGUGUGUGUUGUGUAUCUGUUAAAUCCAAAUAAAUAAUCACAAAUAUUAAUUAUAAUUUAUCAAAAUAUAAAAAGUUAAACAAGUUAUUAUUAUAUUAUUUUUAAAUAUAAUUAAAAAUUAAUUAUUAGUUAUUAUUUUAUAAAUUAAUAUUAUUUAUAAAUCGAUUAAAAUGGAAAGUAGACCGGCGCCACUUCGUUCAAGACGUGUUUGUCGUUUUUGUUUGACGGAAUCGGAGCCUCUCAACUUUAUAUAUGAAAGAGAUCAUCACAGCAGGCCAUUUAAUGUACCUCUAACUCUACAAAUAAUGUCUUGUGUUGCAAUUGAGGUGUACUCUGCUGAUGGAAUGCCUCAAAUGAUUUGUAACAAUUGUCGCUGGAAUUUAGAUCGUUCAUAUAAAUUUAAGCAACAAUGUAAAAAAGCAGAUGAGGCACUUCGUGCAUAUCCAAUGACUGGUACACUUCCUCGACCAUUUCCACCAAUAAAUGCUGGUGAUAAUAAAGCAGAAUUUAUUGGUAGUAGUGGUAAACGUAGUGGUGGUGUUGAACGUGAACAACCAGUCAAGAAGCCGAGGGUGGACAAUGGUGAUCAACAACAACAACAACAACAACAACAGUCAGCACCACCAGCACCAGUAAUAGUAUCACGUCCUCGUGGUCGUCCACCACGUCAUGCAGCAACACCAACAGCACCAGCAGUGGCACCAGCAACACCAAAAGUGGAGAGAAGCGAUAGUAAUUAUCGUGUAUCAAGAAGCAUCAGUGAAGGUGAAAAAAAGAGACCAGACAAUGAUGAUGGCCAGUCAAGGAGAAGGAGGAACAAGGGAAAAAUCGAUACUGAAUCUGAUGACGAGGAUGACGAGGAAGAACCAUAUUCAGAUGGUGAUGAUGAUUAUGAACCACCAGCUUAUGUCGCUAAAAAACUUCCAAAAACACCAAAACGUGAAGUACUAAGUAAGUAUGAUAAUGAUUCUGGUGCUGUUGAGACAGAUGAAAAAGUUGGUGAAAAACAAAUUAUCUUUGUACGUAAUAAAGAAGGUAAAAUUGUUAGAAAAGCAAUUAAAACAAUGUUACCAAUUCAACAACAACAACAACAACAACAAUCAUCGUCAUCAUCACCACCACCAUCAUCACAUGAAGCUGCUGAGACAAGGCCAUCAACUAGAACAUCAGCUGGAACACAACGCUCCAAUCUCAAGGUUGUACACAAUCAAAAUAAAACAAUUAAUGAUGAAUCAUCAACAAAUGAUGUUACCGAAGCUGAGGAACAGGUGAAGGAGACAACAGUAUCAACACCCAAGGCACAAACAAUCCAGACAAUCAAAAAAGAAAAAAUUGAAGCAUCACCAGAAACAUCAUCAGUUGUGCCAGCAGCUACAUCAACACAAAAAUCAGUUAAUACUGUCAAGGUAAUUAAACGUGUUGUUGUAAGAAAACCAACAGGUGGUGCUGAGACAACAACAACAACUACAACAACAACAAAAGAUGGUGAACCAAUUAAAACAACAACAACAACAUCAUCAUCAUCGUCAUCAGCUGCAGCAACAGCAACAUCAACAACUGGUACUAAAGUUAAACGUACAAUAAUACGUCGUAUUAUACGUCAAGGUGAUACAACACGUGAAGUAUUACUUAAUGCUGAUGGUACACCAAUUGAUCCAGCUGAAUUAGCUAAAUUACCAAUUGGUAAUGUUGUUAAACGUGUUGUUCUUAAAAAAUCAAAUAAUCAAACAUCACAAGUACAACAAUCAUCAUCAACAACAACAACAUCAACUGAAAAACAACAAAAACCACAACAAUUAGUUCAAAAAAAAAUAACAGCAGCACCAAUUGAUACACCAAAAUUUGAACUUAAAACAUCACAAAAUAAAACAAGUACUAAUGAGAAAAAACCUAUUACAACAACAAAUGUUGCUGUUAAAAAACCAGUUGUUGUAAGUAAUUUACAAUUACCAUCAUCAUCAUCAACAACAACCACAGCAACAACAGCCCCAGUAACAAAAAAUAAUAAUGCAACCAGUGAAAGAGUAUUGCAAUUAGAAAAACAACUUGAAACACAACGUUUAGUUAUCCAAAAAUUACAAGCUAAAAAACAACAAGAAUAUGAAACAAAUGAUGACAUGUUACCAGAUAGACAUGACUCAGAAGAUGAACAAGAAUUACCAUUAAAAAGAGUAUUUGUUAAAAGAAAGCAAAGUAUUUAUGAUGAAGAAAAAGCAUACAAUGAUCAUGAUCCAGAAUAUGAACCAAAAGAACAAGUACAACCAUUAACAGCUAUUGCUAUUGCUGCUGCUGCUGCUGCUGAAGAUGAUGAUGCUACUGAUAAUGGUGAUGGUGCAACUGAUGCUGAUGCUACUGCUGAUGCAAAUACUACCACUACUACUGACGAUAAAACAGAUAAACAAGAUGCAUCAUCAGUUGAAUAUAAUAAAACAGAUGUAUUUAUUAAAAUGGAAGCAUCAAGUGGUGUUGAUGAUAUAAGCAGAGAAUUAAAUAGUAUUCUUGAAUCAACAGAUAAUGUUGUUAAAAUGCAAGAAAAUGUUCUUAAUAAUUUAACUGAAAUAUCUGGUAUAAAUGAUAAUGAUAAAGAUGAACAAGAACAAGUUGUAAAAAUGCAAAUUAAUGAUGAUAAUAAUAUUGAUGAUGAUAAAACAAAUCAAAUUGAAAAACAGCCAGAUGUUGAAAAUAAAGAAAUUGAUAAUGCAACAGUUGAACAAGGUGUUGUUGAUGAACAACAACAACAAAAUCUUAAUACAACACAAGAUUUAUUUGAUAAUUCAGAUGGUUCAAUUUGUCAACAAAAAAAUGAACAAUCAAUGAAUGAUUCUGUUAUUGCAUUGUCACAAACAAAUGACACAAUUAAUUUAAAUGAUACAACUGACACUCAAGAUAGUCUUGAAGAUACACUUUCACAAAUGGAAGGUUAAUUAUAAAUAAUAUAUUUACAUUUAUACAUUAAUAAUAAUUAUUGUAAUAAUAAAUAACUAAAAGUAUAAUAGUUUAAAUAUUUUAAUUCCAAAUGUUUUUGAGAUAAUUAUAAGAUUCAACUCUUUUUUUUUUUUUUUUAUUAAAUAAUUUUUCUUUUUGGUACUUUUGGUUCUUCCCUGUUCAUCAAUAUUAUAUGGUUUUUUUUUUUUUUUAUGACUAUUGUUCCAUCAAAUUAUUGAUCAAACAAUUUAUAAUAAAAUAUUUUCGACAUCCAAUAUUUUUAUCAAAUACUUUUAAAAAAUAUAACAAGUUUUAUAAAUAAAAUAAAAAUAAUCAAUCAAAUUGUUUGAUUAAUAUAUGAAAAAUUAAAUAACAAUUAUUCUUUUUUGUAAUUAUGAAUGAAUGAUAAAUUUGAAUGAUGAAUUGUGGGAAUAAAUAUUAUACUGGAAAAACAAAAUGUUAUAAAUAUCUUUAAGAAUAAUAAUAAUAAAAUUAUUAUAAACAUUUUAAACAAUUUUUUUGAAUAUAUUUCUUUGGUUUCUUUUAUUUUAGUCAAGUAGAUAAAGUUUAUAAAUAAUAUCAUGGAAAAAAAAAAUGAAAAUAUCAAUUAUUGAUAGUAAUAAUUUUUUAAACAAUUAUAGAAUGAUUGAGUAUAUUUUUAGAAAAUAAAAAUAAUUGAUAA